Molecule: messenger RNA, 732 nt
Organism: Brassica oleracea var. oleracea
Lineage: Eukaryota; Viridiplantae; Streptophyta; Magnoliopsida; Brassicales; Brassicaceae
Product: VQ motif-containing protein 10-like
Exons: 1
Coding region: 105-419 (104 amino acids)
Source: RefSeq, a predicted model, not a curated record
AACAUCUGGGAGAGCUCUAAAACUGCAUUCUAAAAAAUCAUUCAUCAUCAUCGUCAUCAACAUUAAAACUCUCAGAUUAUUUUUCCUUUAAACUUAGUUUAAUAAUGUCUGGAAGAGGGAAAGUGAAACAGGAGCCAAUGAAAGUUGUGUUCAUUAACACACAGUACGUUGAGACGGAUGCACGUAGCUUCAAGAAUGUUGUUCAAGAACUCACCGGUAAGGAUGCUAUCGUGGCCGCCGGUCCUUACGAGUCUCCCUCCGCUUACGCUUACGAUGGAGGUAAUAAAAGUGGCCAUGAUACUAGACGGCUUUAUGGUGGCGGUGGAAGAGGAGGCGUGGAGACGACGACGGAGUUUGAUAGAUUUUUCAAGGAGAUGCCUGCUAUGGAAGAGUUCUAUAAGCUAUGGUCAGAAAAUUGAGUCAUUAAAUUGCAUUUAUGUUAUUGGUUGAACAUUUUCAUGUUUUUUGUUGACAUCGAUUUAAUAUUUUUCUCCUUAAAAAAAAUCAAAUCUCGCUUUCAUUUGCUGAGAUAAUGUUGUGAUUAGUUGAUUAAUCAUCUCCUUAAGUAGAUCGUCAUUCUGAGAUUAGGUCAAAUUACGAAGAUUAUAUUUUGACAAACUCAAUAAUAUAAAUUGCAUUAUAGCACGGCCCAUUUCUUGAACGUUCUCAAGACCUACUUAUGUUUUUUGAUGGCCCAUAAAGUCCAAAGAGUGUGUUGAUGUUCUUUAAUGG